Messenger RNA from Exophiala aquamarina CBS 119918, 492 nucleotides. Its product is annotated as Ras family, other. The transcript has a single exon. The record is from RefSeq and is a predicted model, not a curated record. Gene Ontology annotation, molecular function: GTP binding; GDP binding; GTPase activity. Gene Ontology annotation, cellular component: plasma membrane. Bases 1 to 492 code for a protein of 163 amino acids. NCBI's taxonomy places the organism in Eukaryota, Fungi, Ascomycota, Eurotiomycetes, Chaetothyriales, Herpotrichiellaceae. Gene Ontology annotation, biological process: signal transduction.
AUGGCUAACUCGGUUUCUCAACCUUUUACCAGUCUUGACACGGCGGGCACGGAACAGUUUACUGCCAUGCGAGAGCUGUACAUGAAGCAAGGACAAGGAUUUCUGCUUGUGUUCUCGAUCUGCAACAUGAAUUCCUUCUACGAACUGGCUGAGCUCCGAGAGCAGAUCAUCCGCAUCAAAGACGACGAAGACAUCCCCCUGGUCGUGGUCGGCAACAAAUCAGAUAUGGAAGACGAGCGAGCCGUGCCCCGGGCCAGAGCCUUCCAGCUCGCUCAGCAGUGGGGCCAGAAGCCUUACUACGAGACCUCGGCCAGGAGGCGGACGAACGUCGACGAGGUCUUCCUCAAUCUCAGCGCUCAGAUGCUACAGAAGGACGCCGGACAGAACCAACUGCAUGACCAGCAACUGGCUUAUCGGCGGAGGGACCGACCGAACAGGCAGGAUCGCCGUGGUAGGAGGCCCCGGAAUCGAGACCGGUGUGUCAUCUUGUGA